GAGCACUUCAUAGAGGUGAUUCAGAACCAGGAGUUUCUCCUGCUUCCUACUGCUGAGAUCGUCAAACUCUUGGCUAGUGACGACAUAAACGUACCAGAUGAGGAGACCAUCUUCCAGGCUCUGAUGACGUGGGUGCGGUUCGACGUGGAGCAUCGCCAGCAGGACCUUGGGGUUCUCCUGGCCUACAUCCGCCUGCCUCUUCUACCUCCACAGCUCCUAGCUGACCUGGAGAACAACACCAUGUUCUCAGAUGACCUGGAAUGCCAGAAGCUUCUAAUGGAAGCCAUGAAGUACCAUCUGCUGCCAGAGCGUCGCCUCAUGUUCCAGAGCCCCAGGACCAAACCCAGGAAGUCCACCGUAGGAGUACUCUACGCUGUGGGAGGCAUGGACGCUACCAAGGGAUCUACGACCAUAGAGAAGUAUGACCUGCGGACCAACACGUGGAUCCAGGUGGGGGUGAUGAACGGCCGGAGGCUGCAGUUCGGGGUGGCAGUGAUCGACGACAAGCUGUACGUGGUGGGGGGCCGAGACGGGCUGAAGACUUCCAACAUGGUGGAGUGUUACAACCCUUUCAACAAUGUCUGGUCCACCAUGCCUCCUAUGUCUACACACAGACACGGACUCG
Oncorhynchus gorbuscha (pink salmon) is the source of this 625-nucleotide messenger RNA. Its product is annotated as kelch-like protein 4. The record is from RefSeq and is a predicted model, not a curated record. Gene Ontology annotation, molecular function: protein binding. NCBI's taxonomy places the organism in Eukaryota, Metazoa, Chordata, Actinopteri, Salmoniformes, Salmonidae. The transcript is spliced from 3 exons. The annotation marks the transcript as partial.